GAGAUGCUCUUGACUCCACUCGGCUCCAUCCUGGGGACCAGAGCAGGCGCGGUCCUCUCAGUAGCCAGCCUUCCCUUCCCCCUGGUCCCUCCCCCUAGCCACCUCUGGGCCUGGGCCCAGGAGCCACCACGGGCGACACGGAGCCACCAGUGCUGGAGGGGGAGCCGUGGGGUCGGGGCAGCGUUGGGGCAGAGGCCCCAGGACGUCCGCCCGGCCCCAGGCCCCGCUCAGCCCGAGCUCCCCCCCGGGUUCCCCCUCCUGCCUGGCCAGAGCCCUGUGAUUGUGCCCGGGAGCCCGGUGGGGUAGAAGUAGCUGGAGGUUGGGGGAGCCGAGCAGCAGGGGCAAGUGCCAUGCACAAACACCACCAUUGCUGCAAGUGCCCGGAGUGCUACGAGGUGACACGCCUGGCUGCUCUCAGGCGCCUCGAACCACCUGGCUAUGGGGACUGGCAGGUGGCCGACCCCUACGGAGGAGGAGGUGGAAAUGGGAGCAGUGGGGGAUAUGGGGGCUACAGCUCCCAGACCCUGCCCUCCCAGGCAGGGGCUGCCCCCACCCCUCGAACCAAAGCCAAACUCAUCCCCACAGGCCGGGAUGUGGGGCCUGUGACCCCUAAACCUGGCCCAGGCAAGAGCACCCCCAAACUCAAUGGCAGUGGCCCCGGCUGGUGGCCCGAGUGCACCUGCACCAACCGUGACUGGUAUGAACAGGCCAGCCCUGCGCCCAUCCUGGUGAAUGCAGAGACCCUAGAGCCGAGUCUCUCGGUAAAUGGUAGCGAUGGGAUGUUCAAAUAUGAGGAGAUUGUGCUGGAAAGGGGGAACUCAGGCCUGGGCUUCAGCAUUGCAGGGGGAAUUGACAACCCGCACAUCCCCGAGGACCCUGGCAUCUUCAUUACCAAGAUCAUCCCAGGCGGGGCAGCUGCCAUGGAUGGGAGGCUAGGGGUGAAUGACUGCGUGCUGAGGGUGAAUGAGGUGGACGUCUCCGACGUGCUCCACAGCAGGGCUGUGGAAGCCCUCAAGGAGGCCGGCCCGGUCGUUCGCCUGGUGGUCAGAAGGAGGCAGCCGCCGCCUGAGACUGUGGUGGAGGUCAACCUGCUCAAGGGGCCCAAAGGCUUGGGCUUUAGCAUCGCAGGUGGUAUCGGGAACCAGCACAUCCCUGGAGACAAUAGUAUUUACAUCACAAAAAUCAUCGAGGGAGGCGCUGCCCAGAAGGAUGGACGAUUGCAGAUUGGGGACCGGCUGUUGGCGGUGAACAAUACCAACCUGCAGGAUGUUCGGCAUGAGGAAGCCGUGGCAUCCCUGAAAAAUACAUCUGAUAUGGUGUAUCUAAAGGUGGCCAAACCAGGCAGUGUACACCUGAACGACAUGUAUGCACCACCUGACUAUGCCAGCACUUUCUCUGCCUUGGCUGACAACCACAUAAGCCAUAACUCCGGCCUGGGAUAUCUAGGAGCUGUGGAGAGCAAGGUCAGCUAUCCGGCUCCUCCCCAAGUUCCCCCAGCCCGCUACUCCCCCAUCCCUCGGCACAUGUUGGGUGAGGAGGACUUCACCAGAGAGCCCCGGAAGAUUGUUUUGCACAAGGGCUCCACGGGCCUGGGCUUCAACAUCGUGGGUGGAGAAGAUGGAGAGGGCAUUUUUGUGUCCUUCAUCCUGGCCGGGGGCCCAGCCGAUCUGAGUGGGGAGCUGCGUCGAGGAGACCGGAUUCUCUCCGUGAAUGGCGUGAACCUGAGGAAUGCCACUCAUGAGCAGGCCGCGGCGGCGCUGAAGCGGGCGGGCCAGUCGGUCACCAUUGUGGCCCAGUACAGACCCGAAGAAUACAGUCGCUUUGAAUCCAAAAUCCACGACUUGCGGGAACAAAUGAUGAACAGCAGCAUGAGCUCCGGAUCUGGCUCCCUUCGGACCAGUGAGAAGAGAUCUCUCUAUGUCCGGGCUUUGUUUGAUUAUGACCGGACCCGGGACAGCUGUCUUCCAAGCCAGGGGCUCAGCUUCUCUUAUGGUGACAUUCUGCAUGUCAUUAAUGCUUCUGAUGAUGAGUGGUGGCAGGCCAGGCUGGUCACCCCGCAUGGAGAGAGUGAACAAAUUGGUGUGAUCCCUAGCAAGAAGAGGGUGGAAAAGAAGGAACGAGCCAGAUUAAAAACUGUGAAGUUCCACGCCAGGACAGGGAUGAUUGAGGCUAACAGGUCGAUCAAAACGAAACGUAAAAAGAGUUUUCGCCUCUCUCGAAAGUUUCCAUUUUACAAGAGCAAAGAGAACGUGACCCAGGAAAACAACGGCCAGGAACAGGGCGUGACAUCCAACACCAGUGACAGCGAAAGCAGUUCCAAAGGACAGGAGGACACAAUUUUAUCCUAUGAGCCAGUGACACGGCAAGAAAUUCACUAUGCAAGGCCAGUGAUCAUCCUGGGCCCCAUGAAGGACCGAGUCAAUGAUGACCUGAUUUCUGAGUUCCCACAUAAAUUUGGAUCCUGUGUACCACAUACCACUCGGCCUCGAAGAGAAAAUGAGGUGGACGGUCAAGACUAUCACUUUGUGGUGUCCCGGGAGCAGAUGGAAAAGGACAUCCAGGAAAACAAAUUCAUAGAAGCGGGACAGUUCAAUGACAAUCUCUAUGGCACCAGCAUCCAGUCAGUGCGAGCAGUGGCAGAGAGGGGGAAGCACUGCAUCUUAGAUGUGUCUGGCAAUGCUAUCAAGCGGCUCCAGCAAGCCCAACUUUACCCUGUUGCUGUUUUUAUCAAGCCCAAGUCUGUGGAAGCCCUUGUGGAAAUGAACCGAAGACAGACGUAUGAACAAGCAAACAAGAUCUUUGACAAGGCCAUGAAACUUGAGCAGGAGUUUGGCGAGUACUUCACAGCCAUUGUACAGGGUGACUCACUGGAAGAAAUUUAUAACAAAAUCAAACAAAUUAUCGAGGACCAGUCUGGGCACUACAUUUGGGUCCCAUCCCCUGAAAAACUCUGAAGACCAUCACCUCCCCAUGCCUCCUCCCCACCCUUCCCCCAAACCAUUUUCUUGUGAGCAGAACCCCAAGCCCCCUCCUUCCUCCUCCUUCCUGUCCCUCCGGGGAGAACAAAUGACUACUGUUCCCGUCCCCUUUUUUAGAUCUGUUGCAAAAUUGAGUUUUCUAGUCCUGUUUCUUUUUGUUGGGAUGAUGUCAUCUCGCUCAUCACGUGACUGUGCCCAUUCCUGCAUGGACCUUCCUCGGAGCAGCUCAGGCGCCACUCCAUCAGUCAUUGUUUUUUCUUUACAAACCGAGCAGCAGAGAAGAAGGCUGAUGGAUUGUCAAUAGACUCAGGACAGAAAACCUGGACUUUGAAAUGGGCUGCACAUGACAACGAGCUCCCAGGGCAUUUCUCCUACAUCUGUGUCACUGUCUUGAAGCUCUGAACAGUGCGAUGUAAAUGGCAACUGAAAGCAUCUUAUUUAUAUGUAUAUGUAAUUUAUAUAAAAUAUAUAGAAAUUAUGAUAUAUAUAUAUAUAUAUGAUACACCUAUAUAUAUAUAUAUAUAUGUACGUACACACACACGCACACACACACACACACAGCUGGACUAGAAAAGCCUUUAGGGACUUUACUGAUGGUACUGAAGGAUCUUUGAACUUUCUGCCACCAAAGUGGCAGGAAAGUGAUAGAAAAUGGUACGAAAUGUGGUGGAUGCCACAUCUGCUCAUCCAUCCUCCUGAGAGCUGAGCUUUGUUUGCUGUCUGUUUUCCACAGGCAGGGGGUGGGGUCAGCCUCCCUAGUACAUUGCACAGUGUCUGCCACCCCACCGGACUUGUUUGCAUGGAGGUUUCCUUUCGUUUGUUUUAAGCUGCUCUAAAACCAAAACCACAUUGUGCUACUUGCCGUGUGUCCGCCUUUUCAUGAUUUCGGAUGUCACCUUUGCUAACUGAGCAUCUCGUUGUAUGAUGUCGUGAGGGUUUUUCUAAGUAGCUCAGACCUGGUCAUUCGAAGGCCAGGCCCAAUAUUUAGCUGCCAAGGCCACAGAGAGCUCCCAUAGGAUGCUGGGGGUGAGAGAGCCGAUACCAGAACAGGGAGCUGUUCUUUCCCUUCUGUACUUAGGAGCUGAAAGGUUCCGCACUCCACUAACUGAGUGCUCUCUCCAGCUGCCUUUAUUCCACCUCACCAGCAGCUGGUUAGCUUACUUUGGGAGGAAAGUAGAUUCAAAUUGGGCACAUUGGAGUUGCGGAGCUACUUAUGUGUAAUAGUGAGAAAUCAAACAUCCCUGCUUUUCCCCAGGGCAUAUGCCCACAAAUGCCGGCAACGGCAGCAACAGCAGCAGAAGCCCUUUCCUGAUAGGCCUGACCAGAGCAAAACAAAAAGCACAGACAGGGCUCUAUCCCUCUUCUCCCCCUGAAGGCCACGUGCCUGGCAAAGGUAGGUAACCUUGCCAUGUCUCACUCUUACCCACUGUGGACUGGUGAUACAGGGAAGAACGUGGGAGUGUCUGGGCCCCAGAGCUGGUGCACUGCACCCACUUACUUUCCUGGCCCACGGCAGCUGGAGCACUGUAAAAUACUCCCCUACCCCAGUACUUAAGACAGGAACUCCUAGCCAAACUUUGGAAACCUAUUAAACUGUAAUUCUACCAGCAACAUAGACUAGCUGUCCAAAGCUGGGGCGCCAGGGAAAAGGAAAAGCAGCUUUGCCUGGGCACUGCACUAGGGCCAGGGAAGGGAGGGGCUUCCUCGCUGUGACCUAAACUGAAUUUUCUGGACAGAGCUCACUCCCUCCCAGAGACGAAAGGCAAAGACUAAAAGUAACCUUGACACUAGUUGGUUUACCACUGUUCCUUCCAAGGAGACGUAUAUUUUUUAAUAAACAAUAGU
Dromiciops gliroides (monito del monte) is the source of this 4823-nucleotide messenger RNA. RefSeq names its product discs large MAGUK scaffold protein 3 (gene DLG3). Gene Ontology annotation, molecular function: kinase binding. NCBI's taxonomy places the organism in Eukaryota, Metazoa, Chordata, Mammalia, Microbiotheria, Microbiotheriidae. Gene Ontology annotation, biological process: chemical synaptic transmission. Gene Ontology annotation, cellular component: neuron projection; postsynaptic density membrane; neuromuscular junction. The transcript has 21 exons. The record is from RefSeq and is a predicted model, not a curated record. Bases 351 to 2954 code for a protein of 867 amino acids.